GCAAAAGAGCCAGUAGUUUCCUUCUACAUUCCACAUCUUAUGAGGCAUAUUACGCUCGAGCUCGUGCUUACAUAUAACCAUAGUGAAAAUGCUGCAGGGCAAAAAUGACGUGAUGUGCAACUGGUUUUGUCAUCCAUUCCAGAAGACCUGUGGAAACUUGGUCCACAUAGGCCACUUCCCCUAAUCCGUCCUAACCAUCAGCCCUCUUGGGUGAUUUUCGCCAGCGAUGGUGCCAUAUCCGCGAUCCCGGGCAUUGAUAAUGAUGAUGUGGAAUGAUAACAGUAGGCUUGAAAAUGGCGGUCUACUACUACCUCCACUAGAGCUUUGAGUUGGAUAAAUAAGCUACAUAGACGCUUCCAAGGAACUCCUCAUCCAAACACAACUCUUCCACACUUGGUUCUCUUUACUACUCGCCCAGCUCAAAACAUGGCGCCUACACUUGAGGACCCGACCUUGGCUCCAGCCUUGGGUCAUGUUAUUCUUCCAAAGAAAGAGAUCAUCGGCGACAACAAGUUCCAAUACACACCGGGACGCACAUUCGUCGAGCGUCACGACAACUACGCUUAUGAAGAACUUCUGCCUUCAUUCCCUGAUAUUUAUUGGGAUCCGCUGGAAGAGAUUCCCUAUGAAGACAGAGGACGUCGCGGGGAUCCUAAAUUCCGUAACCUCCUGCGGGAUGCCACCGAUGUUUUUGACUACACACCCAAGAUCGGAACUGAGAUUCAUGGUGUGAACUUGGCCAAGUUAGAUGAAGCACAGAAGGAUGACUUGGCUCGCCUAGUCGCUGUCCGUGGGGUGGUGUUCUUCCGUGAUCAAAAAGACUUGGACAUUGAUGCCCAACGAGAACUAGGUAGACAUUUUGGGAGACUACAUAAGCACGCAACCACGUCUGUUCCGAGGAAGCAAGGCUUGGAGGAUGUUCAUGUGGUUUACAGUGCAGAUAAUUCUGGUGACCAGCGGGCAUUGUUCACGCCCAGCUUUUUGUGGCAUUCGGAUGUGACCUACGAGGUACAGCCACCAUCAUACACAUUGCUGAAGGUUCUUACGGGGCCUCCCCGUGGAGGGGGUGGCGACACACUUUGGACCUCUCAGUAUGCAGCAUACGAUGCUCUCUCCUCUCAUAUGCAGACAUAUUUGAAGGGCUUGACCGCACUCCACUCAGCGGACAUGCAAGCUUCUGAUUCACGAGCCCUCGGCCGACCAGUCCGUCGCGAGCCUGUCACUACGGAGCACCCUUUGAUCCGCACCAACCCAGUGACUGGCUGGAACAGUCUUUUCUUCAACCCCGGGUUUGUGACAAAAAUUGUUGGAAUCCCUAAGACAGAGAGCGAUGCUAUUAUCAAAUACCUUACCGAUGUUAUUGCAACCACACAAGAGAUGCAUGCACGGUUUCAAUGGAACAAGGAUGAUUUAGCUAUCUGGGACAAUCGGACUACGAAUCACACGGCAUCUUAUGGUUUUGCACCUCACCGUCGCCAUGCAGUCCGAGUCGCUGCUCAGGCCGAACGGCCCUACCUAGACCCAGCCGGCAAAUCACAAGAGGAGGAGCACAUUGCGCUGUACAAUCUGCCACCGGUAAACAAGGAUGGUGCUCGUCAGUCAAAUUACAAUGACUAAGAUUUGGUUUCUCUUUCUCUUUCUCUUCCACUGCCGAGCGAAGCACUUGUGAGCAUUCUGAUAUAUGGCGUUACACAUACCCGGGAAAUUGAUUUGUAUAUACUACUAUUUACACAUUGCUAAUAAGAUUU
This is a messenger RNA of Aspergillus pseudonomiae, 1748 nucleotides long. Its product is annotated as TauD/TfdA dioxygenase family protein. Gene Ontology annotation, molecular function: 2-oxoglutarate-dependent dioxygenase activity. The transcript has 3 exons. Gene Ontology annotation, cellular component: cytoplasm. Lineage: Eukaryota; Fungi; Ascomycota; Eurotiomycetes; Eurotiales; Aspergillaceae. The record is from RefSeq and is a predicted model, not a curated record. The coding region runs from base 427 to 1617 and encodes 396 amino acids.